Molecule: messenger RNA, 2329 nt
Organism: Mirounga angustirostris (Northern elephant seal)
Lineage: Eukaryota; Metazoa; Chordata; Mammalia; Carnivora; Phocidae
Product: desmocollin-3
Exons: 13
Coding region: 37-2298 (753 amino acids)
Biological process (GO): sprouting angiogenesis; calcium-dependent cell-cell adhesion; cell morphogenesis
Cellular component (GO): desmosome; plasma membrane; adherens junction
Molecular function (GO): gamma-catenin binding; cadherin binding; calcium ion binding
Source: RefSeq, a predicted model, not a curated record
CGUUCCAAGAGGAGAUGGGCCCCUAUUCCCUGCUCAAUGCAAGAGAAUUUUCUGGGCCCGUUCCCUUUAUUUCUUCAACAGGUUCAGUCUGAUGCAGCACAGAACUAUACCAUCUUCUACUCAAUAAGUGGGCGUGGAGUUGACCAAGAACCUUUGAAUUUGUUUUUCAUAGAAAAAGACACAGGAAAUCUGUAUUGUACCCGGCCUGUGGAUCGUGAAGAAUAUGAUAUUUUUGAUUUAAUUGCCUAUGCCUCGACUGCAGAUGGGUAUUCAGCAGACUUACCUCUUCCACUGCCCAUCAGAGUGGAGGAUGACAAUGACAACCGCCCUAUUUUCACAGAAGCUAUUUAUAAUUUUGAAAUUCCAGAAAGUAGCAGAGUUGGUACUGCCGUGGGAGUGGUUUGUGCCACAGACAGAGAUGAACCGGACACGAUGCAUACACGCCUGAAGUAUAGCAUUUUGGAGCAGACCCCGAGGUCCCCUGGGGUCUUCGCUGUGCAUCCCAGCACAGGUGUUAUUACCAUCACCUCUCAUUAUUUGGACAGAGAGUCUGUAGAAAAGUACUCACUGAUAAUGAAAGUACAAGACAUGGAUGGUCAGGUUUUUGGAUUGAUGAGUACAUCAACCUGUAUGAUCACAGUAAAAGAUUCAAAUGACAACGCACCUACUUUCAAACAAAAUACUUACGAAGCAUCAGUAGAGGAAAAUGUAUACAAUGUGGAGAUCUUACGAAUACCUGUAGAAGAUAAGGAUUUAAUUAACACUGCCAAUUGGAGAGCCAAUUUUACCAUUUUGAAGGGCAAUGAAAACGGACAUUUCAAAAUCAGCACAGACAAAGACACUAAUGAGGGUGUUUUGUGGGUUGUAAAGCCGCUGAAUUAUGAAGAAAACCACCAAGUGAUCCUGGAAAUUGGAGCAAACAAUGAAGUUCCGUUUGCUAGAGAUGUUGCACUCAGAAUGGCAACCAUGAACCGAGCCUUGGUCACAGUUCAUGUGAGGGAUCAGGAUGAAGGGCCUGAAUGCAGCCCUGCAACUCAAUAUGUGCGGAUUAAAGAAAAUUUAGCAGUGGGGUCAAAGGUCAAUGGCUAUAAGGCAUAUGACCCUGAAACUAGAAGUAGCAAUGGCUUAAGGUACAAAAAAUUGCAUGAUCCUAAAGGAUGGAUCACCAUUGAUGAGAUUUUGGGGUCAAUCACAAUCUCCAAAAUCCUGGACCGGGAGACCAUGACUCCCAGAAAUGACUUAUAUAAUAUUACAGUCCUGGCAAUAGACCAAGAUGGUAGAUCGUGUACUGGAACACUCGCAGUUAACAUUGAAGAUACGAAUGAUAACCCACCAGAAAUACUUCAAAGUAAUAUAAUAGUUUGCAAACCAAAGAUGAAGUAUACUGACAUCUCAGCUGUCGAUCCUGAUGAACCUGUCCAUGGUGCUCCAUUUUAUUUCAGCUUGGCAAACACUUCUCCAGAAACGAACAGAAUAUGGAUCCUCACCAAAGUUAAUGAUACAGCUGCCCGUCUUUCAUAUCAGAAAAAUGCUGAAUUUCAGGAAUAUAGUGUUCCUAUUACUGUAAAAGAUAGAGAAGGUCAAUCUUCAACAAAAACCCUGAGAGUUAAUCUGUGUGAUUGUACUCAUCCAAGUCAAUGUGUGGCAGCUCGAAGGAGUGCAGGAGUAAUACUUGGAAAAUGGGCGAUCCUGGCCAUCCUACUGGGUAUAGCACUACUAUUUUCUGUAUUGCUAGCUUUGGUAUGUGGAGUUGUUGGUGCCAAAAAAAAAAAAGGUUUUCCUGAAGAUUUAGCACAGCAAAACUUGAUUAUAUCAAACACAGAAGCACCUGGAGAUGAUAAGGUGUGUUCUGGCAAUGGGUUUAUGACCCAGACAGUCAACUCUGGCCAAGGCUUUUGCGGUACCAUGGGAUCAGGAGUGAAAAAUGGAGGGCAGGAGACCAUUGAGAUGGUGAAAGGCGGACACCAGACCCUGGAAUCAUGCCAGGGGACCAUGCACCAUCACACCCUGGAUUCCUGCAGGGGAGGACCCAUGGAAGUGGACAACUGCAGAUACACCUGCUCCGAGUGGCAUAAUUUCACUCAGCCCCGUCUUGGUGAAAAAUUGCAUCUGUGUAACCAGAAUGAAGACCAUGUGCCAUCUCAAGAUUAUGUCCUUACAUACAACUAUGAAGGAAGAGGAUCUCCAGCUGGUUCUGUAGGUUGCUGCAGUGAAAAACAGGAAGAAGAUGGCCUUGACUUUUUAAAUAAUCUGGGAGCCAAAUUUACUACAUUAGCAGAGACAUGCACAAAGAGAUAAUGUUAAAGUACUACAGUUAGACAUGUAUUUG